CGACCCCACGCCGGGGCGCGUGCGCCAUACCCAGCAGUCCUUGCGCGGCCCCGCAGAGCGGACACCCCGGACUCCAAGAUGGCGUCAAUCGUGCCAUUGAAGGAGAAGAGACUGAUGGAAGUCAAAUUAGGGGAGCUGCCAAGCUGGAUAAUGAUGCGGGAUUUCACCCCUAAAGGCAUUGCUGGAGCAUUUCAAAGAGGUUACUACAGGUAUUACAACAAGUACAUCAAUGUGAAGAAAGGGGGCGUUGCUGGAAUUUCUAUGGUGCUGGCAGCGUAUGUGCUUUUCAACUACUGCCGUUCUUAUCAUGAACUAAAACAUGAGCGACGACGCAAGUACCACUGAAGAGGGCCCAGUGUGGACUGCACAUUCCUGACCAUGACCUUUGCCCAGCACCUCUGAAUCUUUUCAUGUUGUAAUGUAACACCUAAUAAAGGGUGGCUGGUA
Molecule: messenger RNA, 447 nt
Organism: Eptesicus fuscus (big brown bat)
Lineage: Eukaryota; Metazoa; Chordata; Mammalia; Chiroptera; Vespertilionidae
Gene: ATP5MF
Product: ATP synthase membrane subunit f
Exons: 4
Coding region: 79-345 (88 amino acids)
Biological process (GO): proton motive force-driven mitochondrial ATP synthesis
Molecular function (GO): proton-transporting ATP synthase activity, rotational mechanism
Source: RefSeq, a predicted model, not a curated record